This is a messenger RNA of Mercenaria mercenaria, 22042 nucleotides long. RefSeq names its product CTD small phosphatase-like protein. Lineage: Eukaryota; Metazoa; Mollusca; Bivalvia; Venerida; Veneridae. Gene Ontology annotation, molecular function: RNA polymerase II CTD heptapeptide repeat phosphatase activity. The coding region runs from base 112 to 909 and encodes 265 amino acids. The record is from RefSeq and is a predicted model, not a curated record. The transcript is spliced from 7 exons.
AUCUGUCGGUUAUGAGGUCUGUGUAUUGACAUAUUACACAUAAGUUUAUUUAUUUCUAUCGAUGUCAUGGCGAAAAUAAAACCACGGAUUUAAUAGUUUUUGGAUACAUAAAUGGACGCACCGUCCAUUAUAACUCAAGUUUCGCGCGAUGACGAUCAACUCAACACAUUUCCUACGACGGAAAAAGGGUCGUCGACGUUGAACAACAAAAAGAGGAAUCGUGGGAUUCUUAGCUCAUUUCUAUGUUGCUUUGGCAACAAGAACAAUAACUCUUCAAGUGCCUAUCAAGCCCCGAAUGCUGAAGUAAAUGGCAACCCGCGGGACAUCUCAUAUAGUCCUAAUGAAAAGUAUUUAUUGCCUGCUGUUCGACCACAGGACUCGAACAAAAAGUGUGUUGUGAUAGAUUUAGAUGAAACUCUUGUACAUAGUUCAUUUAAGCCAAUCAGCAAUGCAGAUUUUAUAGUACCAGUAGAAAUAGAUGGGACAGUUCAUCAGGUCUAUGUAUUGAAGCGACCGUUUGUUGAUGAAUUCCUUAAGAAAAUGGGAGAGUUGUUUGAAUGUGUGCUCUUUACAGCUAGUCUUGCUAAGUAUGCAGACCCAGUGGCAGAUCUGUUAGACAAGUGGGGUGUUUUUAGGGCUCGUUUAUUCAGGGAAUCUUGUGUCUUUCAUAGGGGUAACUAUGUAAAAGACUUAAGUCGACUUGGGCGUGAUCUAAGUCAGGUGAUAAUUAUAGAUAACUCGCCAGCUUCCUAUAUCUUCCAUCCUGAUAAUGCAGUACCUUGCCAGUCCUGGUUUGAUGACAUGCAGGAUACUGAAUUACUCGACCUUAUACCAUUUUUUGAAGGACUUGCGAAAGUUGAUGAUGUAUAUUCAGUUUUACGAAAUACAAACAACACAGAUUCAUCCUAGUAUUGACUACAUAUUUUAUAGUGUACGGGUGACUGUUGUCUUUUUAUGUGUGAUGAAGGAAAUAUAUAUAUAAGAUAAAUGUCCAUGGAAAAUUUUAUUUAUGAAAUUUACUGUGGCAGGCCAUUUUGAAAUAUGCAGACAAUAAGCAUUUUGUUUUGGCUAUUUGUUUUGUUCUCUUGUAUUAGAGUGGAAGUUUGCAAGGGAGGUAAUGCCCAUUAUGAUAGGUAAGAAGAGUCCAGGAACUGUAUUUAUGGAAGAGAAAAGGAAUAUUUAGUCCUCGGAAAACAGGAACAAAUGUAAUAUGCAACGGAAAUACAAUUAUAUUAUAUCUUCUGAAACUGGAGUAAAUCAGAAGCUCUUGGGAUAGAGAAACAAAAAUAAACAGGACAUAUUAACAUGCUAAUGGUAGGAAAAAACAAACAUGAAUGAAACAAAAAUGUUUAGAGGACUUGUGGAUUAACUAAAGCUGAAGAGAGUGGAGAACAACAUUUACACCAACAGUUUCUAGAGAAAAUUAGUUCCUGUAAAGACUGAAAGACUAUGGCAUGAACACAGACUGUGAUUUCGAAGUACUGCAAACAUCUGACUUAGAUAUUUAUUUUGAUAACAUUCUGUUUAUAAUUUUUGUGCAUCUUUAGGAAAUUUGUCAACUUUUUCUUGUUUUUAAUCAAACCUGCACCAAACCAGCUGGAAUCACUUUGUCUAGCUUGUCCAUCUGGCGACUCUUAAGGCAGUAACUUGACUUCUCUCAAGGGAGAUAUACCUAACUUGACACAAUGAUUGAUGGCAAUGACAGGAAAUGAAGAGCACAAGGACCAUAACUUUAUCUUGAAUAUUUCAUAAAUUGCCAGUUUUAUGUUUCACAUUCAUUGACAUUUAAGUAAUAAAUUAGUUAAGGGAAUUUAAUGUAACUGGAUACAUUUUUGAGUGCAAAGAGAGCAAAUGAAAGAGACAAGUGUCAUAACUGUAGUCUUGAAUAACUAUGGAAUCAUCUCCCUUUGGUACAUAUUUUUUCUCUCACAAUUUUGAACAUUCAGAUAAUAACUUUAUACCCCAAUAAAUUGACUUUAAUGUAACUUGAUACAAUCAUAGAUGCAUGGAUGAAAGUUUUUCGUUUCUGAAUGCUGUCUGGGGUCAUUUUUGCAGAACAUGUAAAUCUGUUGAGAAAAGUUAUGGAACUGGGAUGUGAUAGAGAUGUUAUUCAUAUGCAAUUUUACAAUGCUGUAUGUGUUAUAAUAGUAAUUUGUCUCUAUUGAAAUGGAUCCAAUUCUCCUCAGAAAAUUGUGGAACCAGGUUAAGGUAUUUGAAACAGUGGUGGAAAAGGCUACUACAUUAACAUGUUUCAUGCAGGAAACUCUUCUUGUGACUGUACAGAAAUCCUGAAAAAUUCAGCAAUUUCCAUAAUUUACUAAAAUUGUAUUUCUAUGAAUGAUCACCAGUUUUCAGAGGUAUAAGGAACUGGCAUAGAUGAUGUGCCAAUUAUGCCUCUAGUUUUCACAUGUCAAAUGAGAUUUCAUAAUGGAGGGUUAAUUUGGUCUCCACAUACUUACAUCUAUGACAUGCUGGACUGAAACAUUGACUGCCUACUUUAGGUACUAAGACAAAAUAUGCAAGAAUAACUGAUUAAUCAAUGUAACUUACCAGUGCCUGGAGUUAUAAGCUUGAUUUGCUCCCAGUGCUUACAAAGCUUGUGUCAAAUGUCUGGCUUGAUACAUUUCUGUAAUACAUUUUGUAAUGAGGCAAAAACAUGUCUCACUGUUAGAUGAUUUGCAACAUUUGUGAAAACACCAAAACAGCCAUGAUUGCUUUGCUGGAAAGAUAUGAAAUACAAAGAAAUAUAAGGAUGGCUAUAGCAAUAUAUAUAUUGUAAAUUAUUGAUGUGAAGGAACCUGUUAUUAAUAUUUCUAUCCACAACCUUCAGAAAGAUUUAGCAGUUCACCUUAGAAUGAAAACCUCUUUAAAGAUGUUUUUCUCAUUUUGUCCAGAUAUUUCUAAAAAUUCCUUUUAAUGGAGCAAUUUUCUGAUUAGAUCAAAAUUAAAUAUAUGUUUGAUAGAUUGAACCGUGAAUGGUGUAUUUGUAUUCAUUACAGGUACAGCUUAGGGGGCAUGCAUGAAUCAUCAUUGGUGCUAGCUUUGGUUUUUAGAGUAAUAUUGACAGUAUCAGAAGCUGUACUUUGGAAAGAAUUAGUACAAUUUGUAUUAUUUUUGACAUUGAAAUGUUUUUGGUUUUUUAUCCCCCGCCGAUGAAAUCGGGAGGGGGGUAUUGAAAUGGCGUUGUCCGUCCGUCAGUCGGUCCGUCCGUCCGUCCGUCCGUCCGCAGCCAUUUCUCAGUAACUACUUGGUAGAGUUUCAUGAAACUUGAAAUAAACAUGAACCAACAUACUGCGAUGAUGCCCGUCAAGUUUUUUUUUUGAUUGGUCAAUUUCCCUCAGAGUUAUUGCCCUUGAUUUAAUAAAAAAUGUCUGUCUGCAGCCAUUUCUAAGUAACUAACAGGUAGAAUUUCAUCAAAUUUGAAAUAGACAUGAACCAAGAUACUGCGCUGAUGCCCGUCAAGUUUUUUUUUUUGAUAGGUCAAUUUCCCUCAGAGUUAUUGCCCUUGAUUUAAUGAAAAAUGUCCGUCUCCAGCCAUUUCUCAGUAACUAGCAGGUAGAAUUUCAUCAAACUUGAAAUAGACAUGAACCAAGAUACUGCGACGAUGCCCUUCAAGUUUUUUUUCGAUUGGUCAAUUUUCCAUUUAGUUAUUGCCCUUUAAUUGUUUAAAAAUCCACAGAUAUUGCAGGAUAUAUUUUUUUGCCGUUCCUCAACUCUGACCCUUUCGGCGGGGGAUUCCAAUUCAUCGAAUUUGCUUGUUUUCACUGUUUUGCUGCCCUCAUAUUCAAAGUGUAUUUUUACGAUUUUACUAUUUGGCUUCCCUCCUUGUUCUGAAAUGGGGUCUAGUUAGUUAAUAUUUUACAUGUGGAUGCAGGGAUGCAUCUGGAUAGUCAGAUAUCCUUAGUGUGGUUAUAUUGUGUUAUAUACAAUCAUGGGCUUCAUCCAGCAUCUGCAAAUACAAUAUAGUAUAUCAUUGUGACCGUGUAGUUUGUCACACAAACAAAUAAUGAUCAUGUAACAAUUGUUUUUCAUGAAUAUUACAAACUUAUUGGUAAUUAGCUUACCUGAGCAUGGGGUGCUCAUGAUGAGCUGCUAGGAUUGUUGAAUGUCCAUCGUCCUGAAGCAGAGGUUCAGAGUGAGUUAUUGUGAUUGUGCUGUCGUCUGUCUUAUUUUCUCAUUAGUUUAAUUAAAAAUAUUUUGUUUAUAUAAGUAGGAGUUGUAAACUAUUAACAACUGUAGAUUUUUAAAUAAGGAAAUUUUAAUCAGAAUAUUGUGUGAUUUAAGACACUGUAUGUAUUGCACAAUAUAUUGUCACUUGGCAAAUACGAGGGUUCGCAAGAGAUAAAAAUAGGAACCUUCAGAGGACUUCUUCUCAUGAUCCACUUGAUGGAUUUUUGUCAAAUUUAGUCUGUAAGCUCAUUUUUAGGUCUUUUCCCAAAUUUGUUACAAUGGGAUCACUUGGCCCCAUUUAAGGACUGCUAGGGCUGAACAAAUGAAAAAUAUUAAACAGUUUCUUCUUAUCAAAUGCUUAAUGGGUCUUAGGUCUGUAGCAUUAUUGUAAGGUCCUCCCCUAUAUUUGUUCUAAUGGGCACAUUCAAAUGCUGAAAGUUAUUUCCUAGGGCUUUAAAUAGAAAUAUCUUUAAACAGCUCUUUCUCAUGAAGUGCGUGAUGGAUCAUUACCAAACUUGGUCUGUAGCAUUCUUAUAAAGUCUUCCUUUUAAAUUUCUUCUGAUGGGGGCAUUCGGUCCUUUUAAGGGGACAUUCUAGCUAAAAAUGACUACCCCCUUGAACUGCUUGGCAGAUCUUCAUUAAACUAAGUCUGUAGCACUCUUAAAAGAUCAUCUCUAAACUUGUUCAAGUAUGGGCACUUGACUUGUUUAAUGUUAUUUAUACAAAGCACAGAUGUUACCAUUCAGGAUUUAGUUAAUUAUAUUCAAGGUCAAGUAGUCAAUAUCAGGUGAGUGACUUAAGGUCACUAUGGCCCACUUUUUAGCCCACCAUCAUCAGAUGUUGGGCUAUUCAAAUCACUCUGCAUCCUUCCGUCCGUUAACAAUUUCUCGUUAUCGCAUCUCGUCAGAAACUACUGGGUGGGGGGGGGGGGGGGGGGAUUUUGACCAAACUUUGUCAGAAUGAUGUAUUGGUACCCUAGUUGUGUCCCCCUGAAAAUCAGACUGGUUCAACAAUUUUUGAGUGAGUUAUGGCCCUUUGUUUAUUUUUAUACUUUACAUAGAUUUAUAUAGGGAAAAACUUUGAAAAUCUUCGUCCAAAAGCAGAGCCUAGGGCUUUGAUAUUUGGUAUGUAGCUUCAUCUAGUGGUCCACUACCAAGAUGAUUCAAAUUAUUUCCCUGGGGUCAAAUAUGGCCCCGCUCCGGGGGUCACAUGGUUUAUAUAGACUUAUAUAGGGGAAAACUUUGAAAAACCUCUUGUCCAAGACCACAGGGCUUUGAUGUUUUGUUUGUGACAUCAUCUAGUGGUCUUCUACUAAGAUUGUUCAAAUUAUUCCCCUAGGGUCAAAUAUGGCCCCGCCCUGGGGGUCACAUAGACUUAUAUAAGGAAAAACUUUGAAAAUCUUUAGUCCAAACCACAAAGCCUAGGGCUUUGAUAUUUGUAAUGUAGCAUCAUCUAGUGGUUCUCUACCAAGUUUGUUCAAAUUAUCCCUCUAGGGUCAAAUAUGGCCCUGCCCCGUGGGUCACAUGGUUCAUAUAGACUUAUAUAGGGAAAAGCUUUUAAAAUCUUCUUGUCAAUAACCUAUAACAUUCAAAUUUGGACCACAUGUAUAGUUUUGAGUGGCAAGAUGAACCUUGACAUGAGUUGACCUUGAUCUUGACCUAGUGACCUACUUUCACAUUUCUGAAGCUGCAGCCUUCAAAUUUGUACCACAUGCAUAGUUUUGUGCACCGAAAAAAACUUUGACCUAGUGACCUACUUUCACAUUUUUGAAGGUACAGGCUUCAAAUUUGGACCACAUGCAUACUUUUGUGUUCAGAAAUGAAAUUUGACUUUGAUUUUGACCUAGUGACCUACUUUCACAUUUCUCAAGCUACAGCCUUCAAAUUUGUAAUUUGGACCACAUGCAUAGUUUUGUGUACCGAAAUGAACUUUGAUCUUGAGAUUGACCUACUUCCACAUUUCUCAAGCUAAGGCUUCAAAUUUGGACCACAUGCAUAUUUUUGUGUUCUGAAUUGAAAUUAUGUCUCCCACCACACAGUGGUGUGGGAGACAUAUUGAUUUACUCCGGUCUGUCUGUCUGUCUGUCACAAAGCUUGUCCGCACAUUUCUCAUCUGAUCUUCACCAAACUUGAACAAAAUGUGUUUGACCAUGAGACCUCGGCCAAGUUCGAUAUCUAGCCAAAUCCACCCAGGCACUUUUGAAUUAUGGCCCUUGAAUUACUGAUUGGAUCCAUUCAUCACAGCCAUCGCGAGAAACUAGACAUUUUUCAAUGUUGCAGUUGUGGGAGACAUGCGCUUUUCUCAAAAGCAUCUCUAGUUUGACAUUGAUUUUUACCUGGUACCUACUUUCACAUUUCUCAAGCUACAGCCUCCAAAUUUGAAGCACAUGCAUAGUUUUAUAUACCGAAAUGAACUUUGACCUUGAAAUUGAUCUAGUGAUCUACUUUCACGUUUCCAAGCUACAGCUUUCAAAUUCGGACCACAUGCACUGUGUUGUGUACCGAAAUGAAAUUUGACCUUGAUUUUGACCUUGAGCUAGUCGUGAAAUUUGGAACGUUCAAAAAUGGCUCAAUGGUGGGCGCCAAGAUCACUCUGUGAUCUCUUGUUUUUGUUACUCAAUGUUGUCUGUCUUUACCAUGCACACACAUCCCCACAUCAUACUGCAUGUAUUAAAAGGAUGAUUGCCUAUGGUCAGUAGAUGACGCCAUUGUUUUAGAGUUCAGUACCUCAAAGGUCCAGGUGACAGUGACUGUGACACUGAAAAUGAAUUGACAUACCAUGAUUGUCCAUCUGAGAGGACACCAUUCUUGUUUCAGUACGCCUUAAUGUGUAAAGGAAGAACUACUUACUGUAAUAUGUUUUAAUUUGAAUGUAAUGAAAAUGUUUUAUUUCCAUUAUGGAUUAUGGCAUGAGUAUCCAGUAAAUACAUUAUGUACACUCGUCAAAGUAGCCAUGUAGGAAACAGUGACAAUUGUUCAAAGAUAUUGAAAAUAUCUAAUCUAAAAAUCUCUACAAUUACAAGAUGAAACACUGGUAAAAGAAUUUAUUUGGUAGAAGACUUAUUCUAUAAUUUUAUAUACAGAUGUGCCAAAUAUCUGUCACAGUGCAACUAUAAUAUUGUCAUAUUUUUCUGGGGUGUUUGUAAAUUUGUAUUAAAGUGCUUAACAAUUACCUUAAAUGACAGAUAAAAACAUGCAUCUACUAGUUUAUAUAGAUUACAACUGAAGACGUUGGAAUAAGGGGACUUAGAGGUAGGUUGAAACAUGGAUUCUAGUUUGGUUAUACAAAAAAAACAUGGAAAAUGUUUAAACCUAACAGGACAAGAAUACAGUGACAGAGGGAAGCAUUCACCAUAUUUUCUGACAAGUAAAUGUUUGCAAGAUAUUUCAGCAAAGUUACAAACUUGAAUGCAUUCAUUUUCCUGGUUGUUUACAAAGGUUGUGAUAAAUUUUUUUCAUAUUUCUGGUAGUUAUUUCAUAUAUAUAUACAAUAACUAACAUGUGAAAAAAAUUCAAACUAUUAAUUGAUUAGCAUAAAACAUCAGAUGCAUUGGAACACAUCUUGAGCAUUAUUUUACACUUGUGAAACUGAUGUAUUAUGGUAACACCUUCUGUGGCCGGCAGCUUCCUCCAAAGUUGUCUGCUGUUUAACUUGAGCAGUUUUUAUCCAGUAUUCACUGAACUUUGUCACAGUGUUUAUAGGCAUAAUGUCUCGGCCAAGUUCAAUAACAAUGCAGAAUUCCCCAUGGCUCUCGAGCUAUUACCCUUGAAUUACUCCAAAUUAUGAAGAUUGACGGUGUCUGCUGUCUAAUUUGAGCAGUUCUUAUCCACUUUUCACUACACUUGAUCACAGUGUGUAUGGAAAUAAUAUCUAGCUCCAAGGUCAAGGUCACACUUAGAAGUCCAAGGUUAACAGGGUCUAUUUUGUGCCCAGUUUAUAACUCUGCCAUCCAUGAAGGGAUUUUAAAAUUACUUUGCAUAAAUUUCCCUAUAAUGAGAUGCAAUGUCAUGCGCAAGACCAAGACCCCUAGCUUCAAGGUCAAGGUCACACUUAGAAGUGUCUGUUUCUUGUCUUGUCCAUAACUCUGCCCCAUAAUGAGUUAAUUUAUCAUGUGCAAGACCCAGACCCCUAGCUCCAAGGUCAAGGUCAGCUUUGGAUAUUCUUGGUAUUUUUUUGUCUGGUCUGUAACUUUUUUAUGCAUUGUUGUAUAUUCAAAUAACUAGGCAUUAAUAUUCACCAUUACAAGAUAUUAUGUCAUGUGCAAAGGUCAAGGACACAGGCACCCAAGAUAACUUUUUUUGUUCAUGAAAUAACCUCCUUUUUAUAUGAUAAAGUUCAAUACAUGUGUUUGUAUAUCAGUUUUCUCACUAAUUUGAAAAUGAAAUUAUGUUUAAAGUAAGAUGAUUGGUAUUGAUAGAUAUAAAAAGCUAUUAACUGUAGACUUGUAAUAUGCAAAGCCAGGCACAAGUUAUAACUUAAUGGUAUAUAUAGGUAAAUGCAGCAUUACUAUGGUUACAAAACAUUAGGUUGAUAUGUAGUGCAGUUCUGCAUUAACCAACAGUAGAAUUAACUUUUUCUGUUGUGUUAUUUAAAAACAAGUGUUUAUUAAUUACCUCCCUUUAAUAUGAUAAAAUAUUUAAUUAUAUUUUUAUUUAUUUUUUCUUACCAAUUUAGAAAUAAAAUCAGACUAAAGCUUUAAAAUGCAGAUAUUAGGAUUUGAAAUAAUUCCCCUUUUGUAAAUUUCCAGACAGUUUCAAACUUCAUAAUGUCUUCAUGAAUGAUAUGCUAUAGAGUAUUUAGAAGAUGCUGUAUUGUCAUGCAGUAUGUUUUGUGAAAAAUGUCCUUAGACAGGGGAUGUUGGUAACUCUGUUACAAUUCUUGUUGCAUAUGUUCCACUCAACUGUUAAAUUGAAAACAAGAGCAAUUUUUUUUAUGUUGGACAGCGUCAUUUAAUGUUCAUGUAAUGCGCGGGAAAGCCAACGUUGUUUGACAUUGUUUGACGCCAUUACCUUCCAAACAUUUGGUAUAAAUUUAUGCACUCUAUGGCUGUAGUUUCUUCUAUUAGCCUUAUUUAACCACGCUUAAAGAGGAAGCUAUUGAAAUAGUGUUAAUUUACCAUAUUUUUUCUUUUGUAAUAUACAUGUUAAUUUGUAGAUACUUGUCAUCCUGUCACUGGAUGCAUAAAAUUUGAAGGUUUUGCACACCCAGAUGUGUGCCUGAUAUCGCCAGAAGUGUGCCUGAUAUCGGUAUCAGGCACACCAGCUCACACAAACACUAAAAUUGGUCUCAUGCUGCUCAUAUAUACAUUUAAAUUCAGUGCAGAUCUGUUACUAUAUUUAGUAACAUAUGCAAUAACUACAUUGCAUAGUCCGUUCUAGGGGUUGGGGGGUGGCUCAUACAUUUUCAACAACUAUGUGCCUUUGUAUUAUAUUACUGUAAUUAUACAUUAAACAGGAUGUAAAGAUUUCAGUGAAUUUGAAAAAAAAAUAAUUUGAAUGACAUUCAUUUCUACACAUUUAGUGGUACAGAUUUAAGGAGGAUUCUUUUAAAAACAGUUUUCAACAAUGUUGUUUUGUUUUACUGAAAAGUAUAGUUACUGGUGAGAUUCAGGAAAUCCUAUUUUGAUUCAACAUUUUCUUGAUAUGGCAUAUUUGUCCAAUACAAGUUAACAGAAUAUAGAAAAAUAAAAAUAGAGAUUUCUGUGAAUGUAGACAUUAAUAUAUUAGAUUGCAAGGUGACAGGUGGAAAUAUUUCAUCAGCUCACUUGAGCACAGUGUGCCUAUGGUAAUAUUUUAGAAUCAUUGGAUGUCUGUUGUUCAUAAGAUGUUGUCCACAGUUGUUAGAAUUAUUGAACCUUUAGUUGUUUAUCAAGCCUACUUGUAGUUAUGCAGAAUGUGUGUAUAGCAAUAAGAUACUGUUUCAGUUUAAAUAUGGGCCAGAUAGUUAUAGCAUGUUCAGACUUAUGUGACCUUAAUUUAUUAAAUUAUAUUGUGUUCACUCUAAAAAAAUCUCUUCUUCGCAUUGAUAAAUUGGUUACACAUUGGUCCCUUUUAAAACAAAUGAAAUAUGGAAAAAAUUAAAUUAUUUUUUCACUUAAAGCUUUUUAUGAAUCUUCAUCUAAUUGUGUCUGUAGCAGUCUCAAAUAUACCUUUCUCAAGUUUUGUGUUUGUAGCAGUCUUAAAUGGACCUUUCACCUAAUUGUGUCUGUAGCAGUCUCAAAUGGACCUUUCACCUAAUUGUGUCUGUCGCAGUCUCAAAUCGACCUUUCACCUAAUAGUGUCUGUAGCAGUCUCAAAUGGUCCUUUCACCUAAUUGACCUUUCACCUAAUUGUGUCUGUAGCAGUCUCAAAUUGACCUUACACCUAAUAGUGUCUGUAGCAGUCUCAAAUGGUCCUUUCACCUAAUUGACCUUUCACCUAAUUGUGUCUGUAGCAGUCUCAAAUGGUCCUUUCACCUAAUUGACCUUUCACCUAAUUGUGUCUGUAGCAGUCUCAAAUGGUCCUUUCACCUAAUUGACCUUUCACCUAAUUGUGUCUGUAGCAGUCUCAAAUGGUCCUUUCACCUAAUUGACCUUACACUUAAUUGUGUCUGUCGCAGUCUCAAAUGGGCCUUUCUCAAGGUUUUUUUCAGGUUGUUGUGCUUUUCUGCACUUAGGGUCAUUAGAGCUUCAGAAGGAAAACCUUUUAAACAACUUCUUCUCAUAAACCUUUUUGAUGGGUGUUCCCUUAACUUGGUCAAAAAAAAUUACCAAGUUUUUGCAAAAUGUUCUGCUACACUUCCUCAUUCUUAUCAGAGUCAUAUCUAUCAAUUUUUGGGAUGAAUGUUUUUCACUCUAAAAGCAAGGUUGCAUUUAAUGAUUCAAUUUUUUAAAAUUAGGGCAAAAGCAUAUAUUUGAAUAGGGGAGUGAGACUGAAUUUUGGCCUAUGAAACAAGAGUAUUGAAGGCAGACAAAGCAUGGUGGUAUCAUGAAAAUCAUGAUUUGGUGAUUUAAAUGUCAUUAUUAUUUCUUGUUAUUGAGCAGUUAUGCCAUUAACUUAUUGUGUUAUGCAUUGUUAUUACACCACAUUGGAUGCAGAUUCAUAACUUGAGAUUUGAGUAUGGUUUACUUUGAGAGUAAUGGUACUCUGGUGAGACAUGGCCUUCUUGUUGAGGUAGAGAAACAACCCUUUCAAACAUGAGUUACUUUCAAGGAUUGAAAUCAUAUUAAUUUUAUAUUUGGUUAAUCAGUUGAGGGUGCAAUAAUAAGGACUUCUGGUACCUUUUGGUAUUUUCAGACACUAUCAGAUUUCUGAUUUACAUUAAAAUUUUCAUCAGUAUUGAUAAGAUAAAAAUUGUACACAUGUAAGAGGGAGAAUGUGAAAAGAAAACAUAGCUAUUGUAUCUUUGCUACUGCCAACUUACAUUAAAGAGUGAGCAGGUAAAAAAGGUAAAAAAAAGAAGAAAGCAUAGCUAUUAUUUUUGCUACUGGUUACACAUGUUAAAGUGUGAGAAUGUGAAAAGAAAACAUAGAUAUUGUAUAAUGCUACUGACAACACAUUUGUAAGAGUGAGAAAGUAGAAAGAAAGGAUAGCUAUUGUAUAUUUUCUACUGACAGUACAUGUCUACUUGUCAUUUUUAUGUAAAAAAAUUCUGCCAAAGAGUUCAGAUUGUCACACAUUGAUAGUUUUCUCCCAUUAGUAAAUACCAUUAAAAUACCCAUUAAAUUGACUGUAUGUACCAUCGGCAGUACAUAUCAAUCUUCUAGUUUUCAGUUUACAAGCACUGAAUUUUGUGCUGUCCCAAUCAUGAAACUUGAUAAGGAAAGCUAAAUUUGCCAAUUUCCAAAUUGCUACAGGAAAUUCCUUGCGAAUGAUAGCAACAACUGCUACAUGAUUUGGUAACAAUAAAUCUGAAAAUAAGCUCAAAUAUGUUUGCCAUUCAUGCUGUUUUUCCCCACCUAUAUGCUCUUUAAUCUAUAAACUGAUUCUCAUUUCUAAAUUUGACCCUGACCAAAUUGACACUAACAGCAGAAAACUGCUUACUGCUUCCUAAGCAAUUUUAGAAACAGGGUGGUUUGCAAGGCAAAAGCUUUUUACCAGGGCUUACAACCAGAAUUACAAAUAUCCCAGUCUGAAAUCUGCUUUGACAAUUUUAUGUAAAUUUACAGAAAUGAUUUUUGUUGACCUUAUCAAAAUGAAAAAAAUGGAGUAUAAGCAAACAAUGCUUCCCAAAAGGAAAAACUGAGAAACAGCAAAAUUUAGCACAUCUAUACCAAAGUUAGAGAAUGAGCUGUUUAAGGUAAAUGGUCCCCCUCCCAUAGUUGGUUUGUUAACACACAAAAGAUCACAGUUUUUGUCCAGUCUUAAUGGCCCUUGAUCAGAAUGUUUGUCUCUAUAAAAUCUGAGACAAGUUUUAUAUGGGUUGGUUAAAAAAACUAAUAAUAGGUCCAAUCAUAGAAAAGCCUUGUAACACUUUAAAAGAGGCAACAUUUUAUAUCAGAUCUAAUUGAACCUUGUUCAAAAUGGUUGUCUGUAUAAAACUGAUGCGGUGUCAUAUGUGGGAGGGAAUGGGAAGUGGUCACGAGUUCAAAUCAUAUAAAAAGAAAUUUAACACCCCAGAGGUAACAUGUUCCCAAUGAACUACAUGAAACAGAGUCAAAAUGAUUGUGUUUAUGGAAUAUAGGUCAGGUUUGAAACUGGGUCUUUUGGGGUAACAGAAAUGGGUCAGACUAACAUACAUGACCUUUGUGGCCCACUUUCUUUUUGUGUUUGUUUAAAGAAUUUCUAUGAUUCCCAUGUUCAGAGUGCUUAAAUUCUAAAUAUUUAAUGGAAAGCAAUCGUAAGGCUUAAAUCACAUUUCAAAUGAUUUGAAAAAAUGUACAGGUGAGCGAUGUAAUACGUCCUCUGUGUCUGUUGUUAAAUAACAGUAAAAUAGAUAUUCCUCUUGUUCUUAAAUGAUAGAAACAUUAAAUUUUGCGAAAAAUUAAAGACUGAUAAAAUGUUUUUCCAAACUUAAUAUGUCUGUACACAGUCCUUAUCAUGUUUAAAAAUAUUGUUUUUAUAAAUUGAUAUUUUAUGUAUUGUGAGCAACAUAACAUUUUUAGCUCACUUGAACCAAAGGUUAAUGAUGAGCUUACAGUAUAGGUGCAUGGUCCGGAACCCAUAAUUUUUGGGUCCACAAUUAACAUAAAUAUUUACAUUCGCCCUAUUCUUUUCCAUUUAAAAAUUUGACGUUCAUGUCAAAGGAUAGGCACGAAAGUUAUGUCAUAGCUGCUUAGUGAUUAACAGGCUGCUGUUUUGACAGCAUCCGCGUAUAGUCAGGGAGAACGUUCCGUAGAUGAAGUCACAGUUGUUCCGUCUGGUGAACAGAAUGGCCGGGAAGCUGAUUUUAAUGUUAAAUGCAACAAAAUGUAUGCAAUUUAUAAUAUAAUUGAGUUUACAAGUGGAAAGGAAAUAUAAUAUAAAUAUAUGAAAUGAAAUAUAUUUUUUUGGUGUUCAUGUGAAAUGAAUGACAUAAUAGGAUUGGCAAAUUAAACAUGAAUCGCUAGCGCAAUUCGUGGAUUUGCCAAUCCUAUUCUGUCGUUCAUUUCACAUGAACACCGAAAAAAUACAUUUCAUUUCUUAAUUAUCUUUAUAUCAUAUAGUGUUGCUGCUGCCUGUAUGUUGGUCUGUACGGACAUCUGUCCGUUGGUCCGUACUUACGUCCCAAAAUGUUUUGUGUCUUAACUCCUCCCACACAAUUAGCCUGAUCUGCUGAUGAACAAGCUUGAGGCACAGAUGACCAUAGAGGAAGGAAUUUUUACUGUUACUUACCACAGUUAUGGCCCUUUGAUAGUUUUGCUAUAUAGAAUAUAGAGAAAAAUCUUGUGUGUUCAACUCAUCAAACACUUUUAAAAGGAUACGCAUGAAAGUUUCACAGAUGAAGGACCUUGAUGUGAAGAUGACUAUAAAUAAUGGACUUUUUUCUGUUGGUAUCGUUUCUAGAAUUAUGACCCUUUCUUAAUUUCACAAAAUAGGCCAUUGUGAAAUUUGGUGUGUUUUACUCAUACACCUUUUGAAGGAAUGGAUUCAGAGUUGCUCAUAUGCACAACCUUAUCUGAAUAUGACCAUAUAUGGCCCUAUGUUGAUUUCACUGGGUGUAGUGAAGAAAUUUUGUGUGUUCAACUCAUCAUACUCUUUGAAGGAAUGGGUUCAGUCGCACAGGUGAAGAACCUUAAUAUGAAAUUGUGCAGUAUGUGGGGGGCAACCAUGUCCAAGGACACAGUUCUAUUUCUUCUAGUCAUAAUUACACCAAAUUUGGUCUGUAGCAUGCUGGCAAGGUUCUCAAGUUUGUUCAAAUGGUUUCUGUUGACCCAUUUUAGGGGCUUUUAGAGCUAAAAUCAGAGAAAAAAAGUUGAAACAACUUCGUCUCAUGAUGGCUUUCAUCAAACUUCGUCUGUAGCAUCAUAAUUCAAGUUUUUACCAUUCACGAUUAAGUGCGUCGUACAUAUAUUAAAGUUCAAAUUGUCAUGGUCAGGUGAGCGAUUAAGGGACACUUUAGCCCUCUUGUACCUGUUUUUAACAUAAUUUUAACCUCUUUAUGAACAUUUUAUUUUAUCUGAGUUGUAAUAUAUUGUACAUAAACUGUCAUAUAAUAUUACGUAAGUAUAUAAAAAGUAUAAUGGAUUUAGAUACUCGGAAUUAAUACAUAAUUGGCAUGAAAACAGAAAUAUGUCUCUUGUUGAAAGAAUUGUAUGUUUUUAUACAUCUUCAUUAUAGAGAGUGAGAAUUGGUGAUAUCUAAGUUUGUCUUUUGUGGUAUACAAGCUGUAAAGAAUAUUUGAUCUGUGUUCCUCAAAAACACCUCAUUGAUUUCCUUUAAAUAAGUGACAGAAAUGAUACUGUCACUACUGACUAUAAUUUGAUUAUACAUGUAUAUUUUGACUACUUUAUUUUGUACUUGAGUAAUAUUCUUAUCUAUAAUUCUGUUAUUAAUUAAACUAACAAUUUGAUAUUUUGAGCAAAAAACUGUUAUUACAGUUAUACCUUACCCCUAUGUAUAGUGUGAUAAACAAUUGUUGAAGCCCACCCGCUUAGCUCAGUAGGUAAGAGCGUUGGUCUAUGGAUCGCGGGGUCGCAAGUUCGAUCCUCGGGCGGGGCGUAUGUUCUCCGUGACUAUUUGAUAAACGACAUUGUGUCUGAAAUCAUUAGUCCUCCACCUCUGAUUCAUGUGGGGAAGUUGGCAGUUACUUGCGGAGAACAGGUUUGUACUGGUACAGAAUCCAGGAACACUGGUUAAGUUAACUGCCCGCCGUUACAUGACUGAAAUACUGUUGAAAAACGGCGUUAAACCCAAAACAAACAAGCAAACAAUUGUUGAACUGCAUGUUUUAGGUGAAUUGAAAUCAACUAGUAUGUAUUCCCAUUGAUGGCCAUGUUUUGUCAAACUAUACGUAUUGGUAGGGUAUAACAAAAACAGUGGCAGUUCCUUUCUGGUCUGAUGCCAGUGAUUAAACUUGUCUUAUUAUGACUCAAUUUUCAUAAAAGAUGUCCAGUUUGUUUGACACAUUAUUAAAUAUUAGAAGAAACAAAACUAUUGGUUUAUACUAAAUUAUUAUAGGUAUAUUAUUAAACAAGUUCCAGUACUCUGGACACCCCAUUCUCCAUUGCCAUGAGAGUAUGAGAGAAGAGAAACCAGAUGCUGUUUUAUUGCUAAGUGUCAAGCGUUUUUCAUGUGUUUGUAUAAAGCAGUCUGGUAACAAACCCGUGACAUGUUUUACACAAGGAAGGUGCUCUUGUAGUAAGCUUUCAAGAAGUCUGUUGUAGAUGUAUAUAAUUUCUGACAGUAACAACAAGUGAUUGAUCUAACCUUGCUACCGAUUGCAACUAAGUUAAUUUUACAAACUGGUGCUCAGUUUGUAUGUCAUGCAAUAUACCCAUUGCAUUUACAAUGAAUUGCACAAGUAUUUGAAAUAUGCAUGAAAGAUUCAGUUUUGUUUUAUUGAAUGCUAGGUUUUUAAUGCACUGUUUGUUGUGAAAUUCUAUUAUAAAUAGUUAUAUUUUCACUUCUCAUCUUAUUUUUCAAUGACAUACAUUGAUACAAAAAUCCAUGUAAAAAAUAUAUUCAUUUUUUUCUAACAAAUUGAGAACAUGUAGCUUUAGGUGGUUGGUAUUCUGUUAGGACACUUCCAGUGAUGAAAUUUGUUAUUCUGAGAUAAUGUUAAAAUGUAAGUUCAUGGUUAAAUGAAAAUAUUUCUGAAUGACCCAUUUCUUAUGUAGACAGUUUUCAAGCUGUUUUUACUAGUGUUAAUCUGAAGUUCAGUAUGAGCAGGUAAAAGCAACCAUUCUAUUCAUUUUCAUGUAUUUUACAUAGGUCAGUUCCAAAUUUUGAGCAAGUUGUAUAAAGGUAAAGAUUAAAACACUGCGGUUUAUUAUGGGAUUAAUUUCUGAUUUCUGGAUCUUGAAUUUUGCAAGAUCAUUUGCCAGUUAAAUACUGUUUAUAUCACAUUUCACAUUGCCAUGCAAAAUAAGUAUCAUGUAUUAGUGCAGAAAACACAGAAAUACAUACUUAUUAUUUUCCAUGUGGGUAGAAAAUUGACGCACAGGUUUACCAAGAACUACUGUUAUGCCUGAUCACUAUGUAAUAAUGCCUGAUCACUAUGUAAUAAUGCCUAUUUUUCCUGCCUUGAUUUUAUAAGGCUUUGAUUUACAUUUCAAGAGUAGUGUGAAGAAUGAUUUGUAUUUAGUAGGGCAUUUGUGGAUUGGUCAGCUAUAUUUUACUAGAGCUUUAGUCUCAACUGUUGAAUAUUGGUAACCGAAAAGCAUGUUAUAUUUAUGUUUUAAACUCAACUGAACGAAAGGUUUAAGUGAGGAAUCGUCACAGUGCUUGCUUUAUUUACCAUAACUUUACAAAAACUGUAGGUAUCGCACAGUAUAUUUUGACAUGUAAACAAACAAAGCAAUAACAUAAAAUUAAGUCAGUACACUACGUUUAUGGUGCAAACAGUGAUUCCUCAUUGGCCAAGCAGUAACGGUAUUCAUGUUAUACUUUACGUCGGGAGUUUGGUUCCUGGACCCGUAGAAGUCUCAUUUUUAAAACUGUAUUUAAUUUUUUUUUACAGUAUGAUUCAACGAGGACAACUGGAGUUAGUUAAUCUAGUUCUAACUUGUUCAGUAACUUAUAUAUGUCACUAUUAACAUGUAAUUAUGUUUAAAUACACUUAUGUUUAAACACACUUCCCCUUUAAUAUGAUCUAAUGUGUUUUUAGCUCGACUAUUCGAAGAAUAAGUAGAGCUAUCCUACUCACCACGGCGUCGGCGUCAGCGUCACACCUUGGUUAAGUUUUUCGUACCAGUCCACAUUUUGACAAAGUCUUUUGAGAUAAAGCUUUGAAACUUUCAACACUUGUUUACCAUCAUCAUGGCCAGUUUUAGGCAAGAGCACAUAACUCCAUCAAGGAUUUUGGCUGAAUUAUGGCCCCUUUUGACUUAGAAAUCAUGGUUAAGUUUUUCGUACCAGUUCAUAUUUUGACAAAGUCUUUUAAGAUAAAGCUUUGAAACUUUCAACACUUGUUUACCAUCACCAUGGCCAGUUAUAGGCAAGAGUACAUAACUCCAUCAGGGAUUUUGGCUGAAUUAUGGCCCCUUUCGACUUAGAAAUCUUGGUUAAGUUUUUCGUACCAGUUCAUAUUUAGACAAAGUCUUUUAAGAUAAAGCUUUGAAACUUUCAACACUUGUUUACCAUCACCAUGGCCAGUUAUAGGCAAGAGUACAUAACUCCAUCAGGGAUUUUGGCUGAAUUAUGGCCCCUUUCGACUUAGAAAUCUUGGUUAAGUUUUUCGUACCAGUUCAUAUUUAGACAAAGUCUUUUGAGAUAAAGCUUUGAAACUUUCAACACUUGUUUACCAUCACCAUGUCCAGUUAUACGCAAGAGCACAUAACUCCAUCAAGGAUUUUGGCUGAAUUGUGGCCCUUUUUGACUUAGAAAUCUGGGUUAGUAUUUCGUACCAGUUCAUAUUUUGACAAAGCCUUUUGAGAUAAAGCUUUGAAACUUUCAGCACCUGUUUACCAUCACCAUGUUCAGUUAUAGGCAAGAGUACAUAACUCCAUCAAAGAUUUUGGCUGAAUUAUGGCCCCUUUUGACUUAGAAAUCUUGGUUAAGUUUUUCGUACCAGUUCAUAUUUUUUGUAAAGUGUUUGACAUAUGGCUUUUAAACUUUUAUCACUUGUUUAGUAUAAUAGUUUCUAUCUGUAGGAAAGAGAACAUAACUCUGUAAAUCUAUUUUGGCUGAAUUAUGGCCCUUUUUGGACUUUGAAAUUGGUUCUGUUUCAUACAAGUCCAUGUUUUGUCAAAACUAUUUGACAUAUGGCUUUUAAACUUUGAACACUUGUUUAUCAUUAUGAUUUCCAUCUGUAGGCAAGAGUACAUAACUAUUUUGGCUGAAUUAUGGCUCUUUUUGGACUUUGAAAUUGGCUCAUAUAUUGCCAUUUAGUGCAAGACUUAUCGAAAUCAAAGUAAUACAGGAACAUUGUUUGUCUGAUCUAUUUAUUUCUUUUGUCUGAAUAUCAGUGGAAAUAUUUUGACCCUAUUCUUCAAUCAAUUCUUCGAAUAGUCGAGCGCGCUGUCAUCAGACAGCUCUUGUUAAGCUUUCCUGUGAUAUUUUUAAAGCUCAACGGGUUAGUUUUAUUAGCUCACCUGUCAUGAAGUGACAAGGUGAGCUAUUGUGACCGCUUGAUGUCUGUCGUCCGUCAACAAUUUCUAAAAGAAAUCUUCUUGAAAACCACUGGGCAGAAUUACACCAAACUUCACAGGAAUGAUCCUUGGGUGGCCCCCUUUCAAAAUUGUUCAAAGAAUUGAAUUCCAUGCAGAACUCUGGUUGCCAUGGCAAGGGAAAGGAAAAACUUUAAAAAUCUUCUUGUCCAAAACCACAGGGCCUAGGGCUUUGAUAUCUGGUGUGUAGCAUCAUCUAGUGGUCCUCUACCAAAAUUAUUCAAAUUAUCCCCCUAGGGUCAAAUAUGGCCCCACCCCGGGGGUCACAUGGUUUACAUAGACUUAUAUAGGGAAAACUUUGAAAAUCUUCUUGUACAAAACCACAUGGCCUAGGGCUUUGAUAUUUGGUAUGUAGCAUCAUCUAGUGGUCCUGUACCAAGAUUGUUCAAAUUAUCCCCCUAGGGUCAAAUAUGGCCCCGCGCCGGGGAUCCCAAGUUUUACAUAGACUUAUAUAGGAAAAAAAGUUUAAAAAUCUUCUUGUCUGAAACCACAACACUUAGACCAAAAUUGUUCAAAUUGUACCCCUUGGGUGAAAAGAGGCCCUGCCCUGGGAGUCCCCAGUUUUAUAUAGACUUAUAUAGGAAAACACUUUAAAAAUCUUCUUGUCUGAAACCAUACAACCUAGGCUUUUGAUAUUUGGUAUGAUGCAUUGUCUAGUAGUCCUCUACCAAAAUUGUUCAAAUUAUGCCCCUGGGGUUAAAAGAGGCCCUGCCCUGGGGUCACUUAGUUAUUAUGUGAGAUAUAUAGGAAAAAUUCUUAAAAAAUCAUCUGAUCCUAUUUCUAAGACUGUUUAAUUAUAAUUACCUGAUGACCCUAAGUAAUAUGAAGUCACUUGACUGUGACCUUGACCUACUGACCUACUUUCUUGUUUUUAGCUCACCAGUCACAAAGUGACAAGGUGAGCUUUUGUGAUCGCAUGGCGUCCGUUGUCCGUCCGUGCAUGUGUGCACAAACUUUUGGUUGUGACCACUCUAGAGGUCACAUUUUUCAUGCGAUCUUUAUGAAAGUUAGUCAGAAUGUUCAUCUUGAUGAUAUCUAGGUCAAGUUCGAAACUGGGUCAAUUGCAGUCCAAAAUGAGGUCAGUAGGUCUAAAAAUAGAAAAACCUUGUGACCUCCCUAGAGGCCAUAUUUUUCAAUGGAUCUUCAUGAAAAUUGGUCAGAAUGUUCAACUUGAUGAUAUCUAGGUCAAGUUCGAAACAGGGUCAUGUGCGAUCCAAAACUAGGUCAGUAGGUCUAAAAAUAGAAAAUCCUUGUGACCUCCCUAGAGGCCAUAUUUUUCAAUGGAUCUUAUGAAAAUUGGUCAGAAUGUUCACCUUGAUGAUAUCUAGGUCAAGUUCGAAAGUGGAUCACGUGAGGUCAAAACUAGGUCAGUAGGUCUAAAAAUAGAAAAACCUUGUAACCUCUCUAGAGGCCAUACUUUUCAUGAGAUCUUCAUGAAAAUUGGUCAGAAUGUUCACCUUGGUGAUAUCUAGAUCAAGUUCGAAACUGGGUCACAUGCCUUCAAAAACUAGGUCUUUAGGUCAAAUAAUAGAAAAACCUUGUGACCUCUCUAGAGGCCAUAUUUUUCAUGAGAUCUUCAUGAAAAUUGGUGAGAAUGUUCACCUUGAUGAUAUCUAGGUCAAGUUCGAAACUGAGUAAUGUGCCUUCAAAAACUAGGUCAUUAGGUCAAAUAAUAGAAAAACCUUGUGACCUCUAUAGAGGCCAUAUUUUUCAAUGGAUCUUCAUGGAAAUUGGUCAGAAUUUUUAUCUCGAUGAUGUCUAGGUCAAGUUCAAAACUGGGUCACAUGAGCUUUAAAACUAGGUCACUGUGUCAAAUAAUAGAAAAAACGAUGUCAUACUCAGUUCAAAACUGGGUCAUGUGGGGACAGGUGAGCGAUUCAGGACCAUCAUGGUCCUCUUGUUUAAGAUACAGCCUUGAAAUUUUGAUGACAUACACAGUUUUGCACACAAAUCGUAAAACUGAAUUUCAUUGACCAUGAAUGUGACCUACUGACUUUCUUAAUAUUUUAUCAUUAGUUUGACAUUUGAAACAUGUAGCUCAUAUUACUCAGGUGAGCGAUCCAGGGUCAUCAUGACCCUCUUGUAAAGAAAAUUAACAAUCUUACACUUCACUUUAAAUGGCAUUGCUCGGUCAUAAUUUCAGUAUUGAUUGAUUUAAAGAUACUACCAAUUGUAUAUGAAAAUAAGAUACACAACAAUGAGUUUGAAACCAAAGAAAAACAAACUCAUAAAGUAUGUAAAUUAAAUGCAAAAUAAAAUAAAAAAUUGGAUGGAUGUAAGAUUCAAACCCUCAAAACUAUCACUACAAAAUUGUUACGUGUCCAUCCAUUUGACAUACUGUGCCAACAAGCCAACUAUUGAUCUUACUUCGUAUAUAUCUUUGUUUUAAACGUGAGUGCUACUGAUUGUUUAUUUAGAUAUUGCUAAAAAUAAAAAUGCCAUAAUACUGUGCGGUACUUAUAACAGUGUUGCAGUAUUUAAUGUAUUUAUGGAAAGCUUUGGGUUUUCAGAGCAGCUAAGCUAGGAAUUGAUUAGAUUUUGAUCAUAUUUAACUUCUACAAAAAUGUGUCAAUAGGUCAGAUUUAGAGGAAAUCUUUUUGUCACUGUACCAAAGUCAUUGUUACAGUAAUAAGUUACAGUUUUUGAAGAUUUUUAUGAAUUUUAUCAGACUAUAAAAUAGCUGUUGGUCAACCUGAUAAAGCAAUUUUGUGCACAGAUUUAUUAAAAUGGAGGGUUAUGAGGUUGGGCUACUUAGAACCAUUUUUCUAGCUUGUGAUAAACUUGUAUUUUUGUGUAGAAGAUCAUGUGUACAAUCUAGAAAAGUAGUAAGUGUCUGAGGGAAUUUGCAUGUUCUUCCUCCUCAUCAUCAUCAUCGGUUUCCCUUUCUUGAUAAUCACCAUUAUCAGCAUCACUUUAAGUGGUGGUUGUCAGUUCUGUCAGUGACGAAGUUGUUUGUGAUCGUUAUGAAGAGUGUAUGUAGCCUCCUUUUAUACAAACAUAUUCAUGAUUAUUGAGUACACUAGUUAUUAACAAUAAUAAAUAAUAUGUACAUAUUAUACCCUUGUAUAGAUAUCGGGGUUAAUUCAUGAAGUAUUUUGUAUUUUUUCUGAUUUUUAACAUGAAAUAAAAAGAAUACUAUUAAUGUUA